Caenorhabditis sp. 36 PRJEB53466 is the source of this 716-nucleotide messenger RNA. Lineage: Eukaryota; Metazoa; Nematoda; Chromadorea; Rhabditida; Rhabditidae. The record is from the annotation of a GenBank genome assembly.
AUGGAUUUGGCCGUCUAUCAGGAUCUUUUGAAGACGAAGAACGAAGAAGUAAUGUGAGUUUUCAGGGCCGGUUUUCAUCAAACAACCGUGUUUCCAGCGUUACGGCAUACCACAAAUCGGACUGUAUUAACAAAAAGAGUCAGUUUGGCGCAGUGUCCUGAUUGUCGUGCAUAGUAUGACUGUUUUCAGUUCCGUCGUGUACACAAACGUUCAACUGGUACAACUUUUUGUGCACCGAGAACCUUUCGCCGCAGCAUCUGAGUCAAAGUAGGCUUUUCAGAUGAAAGUCCUCAAAACGCGUCGGUGCUUCAGAGGGAUGUGAAGGACUCGUUUUGAAUGGAACGCAAACGUUUUGCGAGAGCAUUUCUUUCGACAGUAUGUGAUCAAAAAUCAUGUUCGAAUCAAUACAAAUGGUUUUAGACGAGCUCUGCAAAACGUUUCCGGGAGCCCCGACCACCACGACUACGACCCUGGCCACCACGAGCGUCGCUUCCGAAGACUCGAAGCUCAUUGUUUUCCUGGCAAUCGCCGGAUUCGCUGUUUUCCUUCUUCUCGUCGGCCUCGUCGUCUGUUUGGUGUUCAAGCAGAAGAAGAAGAAGAAGAAGACGCCGACCGCCAAUUCUCAAAUCACGAACAGAACCUCUUCGAAGACCUCGUCAAAGACGGAGAAGAGUACUACUACCACUGGAAAAAGCACUACCACUUCGAAGGCUUAG